Eruca vesicaria subsp. sativa (arugula) is the source of this 972-nucleotide messenger RNA. The record is from the annotation of a GenBank genome assembly. Lineage: Eukaryota; Viridiplantae; Streptophyta; Magnoliopsida; Brassicales; Brassicaceae.
AUGGAUUGGUUCUCAUGGUUAUCAAGAACGAAUCUUGAAGACUCGCUAAUCUACGAGUACGGACUCUCCUUCUCCCACAACGAGCUAGAAUACGAAGACAUCGCUUACUUCAACCACGAGUUUCUCCAGAGCAUGGGGAUCUCCAUCGCCAAACACCGUCUCGAGAUCCUCAAGCUCGCCCGGAGAAACAAGAAACCGUCUCCGUUAACCGCUCGUUCGGUUUCGAGAGUCUUGAUCGCGAUUAGGAAGACAGGGAAGUGCUUCUCCGAGUACGUUAGGGCGUGGAUCCGACGGGAAGAGUCUUCGAGAGCUCUGGUGGUUGUGCCGAGAAGUAACGGGAAUGGGAGGUGGAAAGGAGGGUUGAUGAAGAGGAGCAAGAGGUCUGUGACGCCGAGUAAUGGUAAUGGCGGUAAGGAAGAGAGGCUUUUGUUGACGAAUGGGACUCCGUGUAGGCUUGAAAGCUUCUCGAGUUCUGCGGGUUUGGAAUACGGUUUGAGAGAGGAGGAGAAAGGUUGUGACGUGGAUGAAGAGAUUAAGUGGGAUUCUAUGUUUCAAAAUCUGAAACCUACUUGAAGUUUGAUGAUGAUGAUGAGUCAGGUAGAUUGGUGACUUUUUAGAGUUCUUACACCAACAUUUAUGUAUUUGAUGAGCUGCUUUCUUUUGUUUGUGGUUUGUUUUGAUUAGCUUUUGUUAAUUUAGAAUUAUAGGUUUUAUGUCUUGUUUAGAUUUUCAUCUGAGAAAAGACCCAACAGAGGAUACUCUGUUUUUUCUUUCUUUCUCCAUUUCUACUACAUGACUCGUUUCUCUGAUUACAAGAUUUGUCUUUGGAGUGUUAAAUCUUGAUUUCUCAAAAGUUGAUUGAUCUAUUUCUUGCCAUAUGACAAUUGAUUUGAACUGAUCUAGUAUGGGAUGAAAAAUGUUUCACUCCCACUCUAUUUUUCACUUCAUAAUCAAUUUUAUUCUAUUUAUGCA